AUGGCGGUUCAAAAACAAACAAGGAUUCAACAAGCUUACUUGGCUAUUUACAAUUUGGCACUUUUCGGCAUUCAUUUGCUGAUCUUCGUCGAUUUGCUCCAGGAGAAAGUCAAAAAAGAGUCAUUCAACUAUAACAAUCAUUAUCAUAUUUUCCUUAUCGCAACCAUCGCUCAAUUGGGAGAUAUUUUGAAUGCAAAACUUGGCCUAACCUCAACCAAUAUUCCAACAGCUUUGAUUCAAAUCUUCGGUCGACUUUUGGUCCUCGUCCUUAUUCGACAAUAUUAUGUUAUCUGGGCUUAUCCAACAACUUUUGCUUUGCUUUUUAUCUAUGCAACAAUCGAAGUCAUUAGAUAUCCAUAUUAUUUCUUCAAGGUUAUCAAUCACGAAAUUUUGACAUUCACCUUCUUGAGAUAUAAUGCUUGGCUCAUUCUUUAUCCACUCGGAUUCGCCUUUGAAGGUAAAUAGUUUUUUCAUUAGAUAAGUAUUUAAAAAAAAUGAAAAUUUUCAGGAAUCACUUUGUAUUUCGUCUUUGCCGGUUUCUACAAAUCUCAAAAAUACCUUAUCAAAUCACCAUUCGGGUUUGGAUACAAUAUCGAUUUGUCGGUCAUUGCUGGAACAGGAAUUUUCCUCACAUUCCCAUACAUCGUCUUCACCCUUUUCAAGCAUAUGUGGAAUCAACGCGCUGUCCAAAACAAGAAUCUCGCCAAGAAAAUUCGCUAA
This is a messenger RNA of Caenorhabditis angaria, 720 nucleotides long. The record is from the annotation of a GenBank genome assembly. Lineage: Eukaryota; Metazoa; Nematoda; Chromadorea; Rhabditida; Rhabditidae.